Fomitopsis serialis is the source of this 1539-nucleotide messenger RNA. RefSeq lists its product as uncharacterized. The record is from RefSeq and is a predicted model, not a curated record. Bases 1 to 1539 code for a protein of 512 amino acids. The transcript is spliced from 6 exons. NCBI's taxonomy places the organism in Eukaryota, Fungi, Basidiomycota, Agaricomycetes, Polyporales, Fomitopsidaceae.
AUGAGUGUAUUGCGUCGGAGGGCUGACGAAGGCACGGAGCAGCCUUCGGACGUGUCGAUGCAAAGAAUUCAUCUUGCGCAAGAGGCGUUCGUAAAGGCGCUUUCGAAGCGUCCUUCUAAACGCCUCAGAGUCUCCGCCACAGACGAGGAGGCAUGUGCUUCGUUAUAUUCGCCGAGCGACUUCGCUGAACUGGUCUCAACCCAGGAACAAGGCCACUCGUUUACGGUCGCAACGACAUCGGCGGCACCGAGGGGCGGCAGGCUCGCCUCGAUUACAGGCGAUUACAUCGCGCAUCUGCCGGUGGAAACUGUGCAGGCUGUCGCGAAGCCGCUCUUCGACGACGACGACCUGCACUCCUUGUCUCUCGUGAACAAACGGCUCCACGUCAUCGUCACACCGAUUCUGCUCAAGCGGAAGGGUCUCAAGGCGAACGGGGAACGUGUUUUAACGCUCUCUGACGAGGAUGCGUUCACCGGCCUUUGUAUCCUAUGCAGGUGGCUCGAGUUCCAUCCCCCGUCGUUCAUGUUACUCGUGUUUUCACCUAUCGCGGACCGCGCAGAGGUGCAAUGCCGUGCGGUUCUCGACUUCUUUAGCGUCAUGCGAUCCAAAACCGUCGCCGUUGAAACCGUCUUCCUCAGCUUCUGCAGCGAUGCCAAACUGGAGUGCUGGAGGGCCCUCUUUGAAGGCGUCAUCGAAUCCGGUGUCUCCGAACUGCGAAUACAGCAAGACGACGUGUUACGCAACGUAGGGCCCUUCAAAUCUUUGAAGCGGCAUGCGACACCGGCGCAGCUCUAUCCGAACCUGAAGUCCUUCCGGCCUCAUGCGCCGGUCCUCUUCGACGAGGAGACCAUUCGGUGGACGUUACAGGUGAUCAACGCCUCCGCGCUCAGAGAACUCAGCCUCUCUAAGCAAUCCGAGAAGGCGUCUUGGUCCUCCCUCCUCUCGCACUUCAAGCUACCUUCUCUACGGGUUUUCACUGUCGAGGGGGUACUCUCUCUAUGCUCUCUCGAGUCCCUCUACAUCGGAGCGGACUCUGACUCGGAGCUCAAGACAUUCGUACCUCCCAAGCUACCCGCUCGUCACCAGGUCCUCCGCUGUCUGCGGACCCUAGAGGCCCCGUUGUCAAAAUUGCGGAUAUGGAACACCUCUCGUGGGUUUCCAUCGAAGUCCCUCAGGCUGUCGGGCAGUGCACUGCCCCGUGGUCCGGAUCCCUACCACUCGCUCACUCGCUUGGUAAUCUCUCAGAGCGGCGUCAAGGACGCUCACUAUCUUUUCAGCGAACACUUCAUGAUGACGCUUCCAAGCCUGCUACGUACAUUCUCCAGGAUCGAACAACUGGAAGUUGAAGAAGGCGCGAUCGACACGGAGGCUGAAGGGAGCGUGAAUCGUCAGGAUACGAUCAACGCUAUCGUAAAUGCGGGCUCUGUUCUGAUGUCUAUUGAGAUCAAGUCGGGUUCGCAUCUUCCGCGAGCGCUCAUCCACUGGCCGGAUCGGGACGAGCGGGCACGGGCGAUCGCCGGGCCGGGUAACCUGCCCUAA